GAAACGUCUAAAAUAAUAGACUUGUCCUCUGAGAGCAGGCUGAACUUCAAGGAGUCUAAAACAACGUCUCUUCACGCCUUUCACAAGGAGCAAAGCCCCUCCCUCUGGGUAGGAGCAUCAUUUCUCCCGCAUUCCUAGGGGUACCUCCCAGCCAACGUUCUGGCGGUAAGGAUGGAAAACACCCUUCCCUGAGGUCUCCAGAGCUCUGAGAACAAUAUUACCCGGAAGAGCCUAGGCACAGAGACACCAGGCAUGAACCAAUGAGGGAUCAGGGUGAGGGCUUUCCCCGAGUGAGCAUGCGUCACGGGCGGGACUUCCGACAUCCUGUCCUGGCGAUCAUUUUGCUUGGUGGGGGGUCCGGCGGAGCAGGGAACUGUGCUCGGAUACUGUUGUCCUCUGUCGGGGGUGGUUGUCCUCACGGAGUAGUGAGGGAGUAAGGGGACACCGCCUAGCCAGCCAAGUCGCGCUUAUUUUGGCGUCUCUCCCGUUGGCUCGCUGGUCGGGAACGGGAAGAUCCGAGAGGAGGCUGUGUCCCCGCUGCACAGAGGCGUGUCAGGUUCGGCGAUGCAGCCCGGGGUGCCGCGCGCCAGACCCGUGAUAAGGACCGCCGUUCCCGGUCCUCUGAGACCACAGAAUCCGAUGGCGGCGGCGCUGAGGGACCCGCCUCAGGGUGGUGUGACCUUUCCGGAUGUUGCUGUGCGCUUCUCCUGGGGGGAGUGGAGGCUUCUUGAUGAGGCUCAGAGACGCCUGUACCUCAGUGUGAUGCUGGAGAGCUACGAACUUAUAUCCUCGCUGGGUUGCUGCUGUGGAGCAGAAAGUGAGGAGACAACCUGUGAAGAAACUGUUGCUGUAGGAGUGUCACAGGCUGGGUCUCCUAAGGCAGCUCCAUUUUCCCAGAAGACACACCCCUGUGAGAUGUGUGGUCCAGUCUUGAGAGAUAUUUUCCAGUUGGCCGAGCAUCAGGGAACACAACACAGCCAUAAACUGUUGAGAUGUGGGGCAUGUGCAACAAAAUUUUAUAUGCCUUUGAAUAACAUUGUACACAGGGCUUCAUUUUUCAGGAGCCACAGAUUCCAAGUGUCACAGAAGCCUCUUACUUCUAGGAAAAUCCUGGCCAGCAUGGGACAUCUGCGGCAACAGGCCACUCAUACUGUGGAGAAGCCAAGCAAAAUCACCCAGUGUGGGUCAACUUCACAAGGCAGGAAAAAUCAUCACACCUGGAGAGAAUGCAAGAAAGCCCUCAGCCCCAAACACACACUUGUUCAGGACCGGUGUGUCUACACUGAAAGACAGUGUUUUGUGUGCAGUGAAUGUGGGAAAACAUUCAGGUACAAAUCCACAUUUGUUAUGCACCUGAGAGUCCACACUAGAGAAAGGCUUCAUGUGUUUAGCAGAAGUGACAAAUCCUUUAGACAAAGCUCAACCAUCAGUCAACAUCAAAAAAUUUAUACUGGCUCAGGACAGGACAAGUGCAGCAAAUGUGGGAAAUCCUUAACUCACAAGUGUGUCGUCAUUUAUCCCCAGAGAUUGCACAGUGGAGAAAACAGUUCUGUGUGCAGUGACUGUGCAAAGUCUUUUUCCCAUAGCUCUGUGUUCAUUCGACAUAAGAGAGUUUUUUCUGGAGAAAGGUUUUAUAAGUGUAGUGACUGUGUGAAAUCUUUUACCUGUAGGUCUGCCCUCAUUUAUCAUCAGAGAUCUCACACAGGAGAAAGGCCUUAUGAGUGCAGUGAAUGUGGGAAGUCCUUUACCACUAAUGGCACCCUCCGUUCUCAUCAGAGAUCUCACACAGGAGAAAGGCCUUAUAAAUGCAGUGAAUGUGGGAAGUCUUUUACAUCUACCAAUGCUUUCCAAUAUCAUCAGAGAGUUCAUUCUGGAGAAAGGCCUUAUGAGUGCAGUGAAUGUGGCAAAUCUUUUAUGUCUAGGUCUGCAUUCAUUUCUCAUCAUAGAUAUCACACAGGAGAAAGGCCUUAUGAGUGCAAUGAAUGUGAGAAAUCUUUUUUCUCUAGGCCUGCCCUCAGAUAUCAUCAGAAAUCUCACACAGGAGAAAGACCUUAUGAGUGCAACGAAUGUGGGAGAUCUUUUACCACUAAUUCUAACUUCCAUUAUCAUCAAAGAGUUCACACUGGAGAAAGGCCUUAUGAGUGCAGUGAAUGUGGGAAAUCUUUUACCAGUACCUCUAACCUCCAUUAUCAUCAAAGCACUCACACUGGAGAAAGGCCUUAUGAGUGCAGUGAAUGUGGGAAAUCUUUUAUUACUCCUGCUAUUCUUCGUUACCAUCAGAGAAUUCAUUCUAGUGAAUGGCCUUAUACGUGCAGUGAAUGUGGGAAAUCUUUUACCUCUAAAUCCAACUUUUGUUAUCAUCAGGGGGUUCAUUCUGGAAAAAGGCCUUAUAUGAGGUGCAGCAAAUGCGUGAAAUCCUUUACCAGUAUCAGUGCCCUCCGUUAUCAUCAGAGAGUUCAUUCUGGAGAGAGGCCUCAUGAGUGCAGUGACUGUGGGAAAUCUUUUAUGUCUAGGUCUGCCCUCAGAUGUCAUCAGAGAUCACACACAGGAGAAAGGCCUUAUAAGUGCAGUGAAUGUGGGAAGGCUUUUAAAACUAGCUCCAACCUCCGUUAUCAUCAGAGAGUUCACACAGGAGAAAGGCCUUAUGAGUGCAGGGAAUGUGGGAAAUCCUUUACCUCUAUCAAUGAUCUGUGUAAUCAUUAUAGAUUUCAUUCUGGAGAAAAGCCUUAUAAGUGUAGCAAAUGUGGGAAAUCCUUUAUCCUUAGGAAUAGCUUCAUUCAACACCAGAGAAUUCACACAGGAGAAAGUCUUUAUGGAUGUAGUGAGUGUGGGAAAUCUUUUCAGAGUAAGUGUAGGCUUAUUGAACACCAGAGUAUUCACACAGGAGAAAGGCCUUACAAAUGCACCAAAUGUGGGAAAUCUUAUACCACUAAUUACCUCUUCCGUGUUCAUCAGAGAAAUCACACUGGAGAGAAGCCUUAUCAGUGCAGUGAAUGUGGGAAAUCUUAUACCGCUAGCUCCACCCUCCGUUAUCAUCAUAGAAUUCAUACUGGAGAAAGGCCUUACAAAUGCACCAAAUGUGGGAAAUCUUAUACCACUAAUUACCUCCUCCGUGGACAUCUGAGAAGUCACACUGGAGAGAAGCCUUAUCAGUGCAGUGAAUGUUGGAAAUCCUUUACCAGCAACUCUAGCCUUCGUUAUCAUCGUAGAAAUCAUACUGGAGAAAGGCCUUACAAAUGCACCAAAUGUGGGAAAUCUUAUACCACUAAUUACCUCCUCCGUGCACAUCUGAGAAGUCACACUGGAGAGAAGCCUUAUCAGUGCAGUGAAUGUUGGAAAUCCUUUACCAGCAACUCUAGCUUUCAUUAUCAUCGUAGAAUUCAUACUGGAGAAAGGCCUUACAAAUGCACCAAAUGUGGGAAAUCUUUUAUUACUAAUUACCUCUUCCGUGUUCAUCAGAGAAGUCACACUGGAGAGAAGCCUUAUCAGUGCAGUGAAUGUGGGAAAUCUUAUACCACUAGCUCCACCCUCCGUUAUCAUCGUAGAAUUCAUACUGGAGAAAGGCCUUACAAAUGCACCAAAUGUGGGAAAUCUUUUAUUACUAAUUACCUCCUCCGUGCACAUCUGAGAAGUCACACUGGAGAGAAGCCUUAUCAGUGCAGUGAAUGUUGGAAAUCCUUUGCCAGCAGCUCUAGCCUUCGUUAUCAUCAGAGUGCUCACAGUGGAGAAAGGCCUUAUGAGUGCAGUGAUUGUGGGAAAUCAUUUGUCCAAAGAAAUAUCCUCAUUAUACACCAGAGAGCUCACACUGGAGAAAGGCCUUAUAAGUGCACUGAAUGUGGUAAAUCUUUUACUCGUAGCUCCAACCUCUAUUAUCAUCAGAGAAUUCACAGUGGAGAAAGGCCUUUUAAGUGCAGUGAAUGUGGGAAAUCUUUUAUUAACGCCUCCAAACUGCAUUGUCAUGAGAGAGGUCACACUGGAGAAAGGCCUUAAGAGUGCACUAAAUGUGGGAAAUCUUUUAUGAGCAAAUCCUUCUGAUGAUUGGAGAGUUUACAUGAGAGAAAGGCAUAGAAGUACAGGGAAUGUGCAAUUUCCUUGUUCAGUAUAGGGGCAGUGGAGAAAACUGAGGGGCCAUUGGUCUGAAUUGAAUCUCACCUCAAGUGCUUCUGAGGGCAUGAAUUUUUUUCCCUUAUUCAAAUUAGAGAUUAUAGGGUAUUGAGGCACUGUUGAAGGGCGUGUAUUCCCCAAGUCUACAGAGAACUAUAUUUCCGACCAUUGGGUCUGGGGGAAACCAUAAUUGGUGCAGAAACUCCAGUUUAAUAGGGAGUGGAGGACAUUGCAGCCAACUGGAUGGAAUGUGCCUCUUCUAAAAGUGUAUCCAGAUUCUGUGACAUUGACUGUGCAGGAUCAGUUUAUACACUGAUUCUAGUGAAUUUUACUUCAAGGUCCUUACUGCAGAGGCAGGAAAGAAAGAGAAAAGGGGAUGUGGCUCUUGUGAUCUAGGCAGCAUGCCUGUUGACUCAGGUAGAAAUGUACUUCAUUGCUCUCCAUAUUUGCUACCACUGAGGGAAGACUGAUCCCCAGAGGGCACAAGGAGAGAGUUGGUGGAUUCAGUAUACGGUUGCCAAACCUAUUUUCCAAAAAGAGUGAGAAAUACAGAUUUUUUCAUCUUGAGACAAUUUUUAAAGCUAUAUUAAAGUAUAAUUCACAUGUACUAAACUGCAUAUGUUUGAAGUAUUACAAGUUAAUAAGUUUUCACCUAGGUAUGAACCUCAAAACCAUCACCAGAGUUCUGAUAAUGCCCAUAUUUUCCUCAUGUCCUAUUAUUAUCUCUCCUUGCCCUUCCCACCUCUCCAGGUAAUCAUUGAUGUACUUUCCCUUAGAAUAGAUACCUUUGCAUUUUUUUGAAUUUAUCUGAUUGGAAUCAACUGUUUACUGGGUUUUUCUUCUGAAUUCCUUUGUUUCAUAAUUAUUUGAGAUUCAUCAGUGAUAUAAACAAAUAGCUCAUCUCUUUAUUUUUUGAUGAGUAGCAUUUUUAUCUGGAUGUACCAUUGUUAGUUUACCCAUUCAUCUUUUUAUGGGCAUUUAGGUUAUUUCUAGGUUUUCACUCUUGAAAAUAAAGCUGCUACAAACAUUU
This is a messenger RNA of Balaenoptera acutorostrata (minke whale), 5134 nucleotides long. RefSeq names its product zinc finger protein 239-like. The transcript has 3 exons. NCBI's taxonomy places the organism in Eukaryota, Metazoa, Chordata, Mammalia, Artiodactyla, Balaenopteridae. Gene Ontology annotation, cellular component: nucleus. Gene Ontology annotation, molecular function: RNA polymerase II cis-regulatory region sequence-specific DNA binding; DNA-binding transcription activator activity, RNA polymerase II-specific. Gene Ontology annotation, biological process: regulation of transcription by RNA polymerase II. The record is from RefSeq and is a predicted model, not a curated record. Bases 565 to 3990 code for a protein of 1141 amino acids.